This is a messenger RNA of Hansenula anomala, 1313 nucleotides long. RefSeq lists its product as uncharacterized. Gene Ontology annotation, cellular component: mitochondrion. Lineage: Eukaryota; Fungi; Ascomycota; Saccharomycetes; Phaffomycetales; Wickerhamomycetaceae. The transcript has a single exon. The record is from RefSeq and is a predicted model, not a curated record. The coding region runs from base 280 to 930 and encodes 216 amino acids. Gene Ontology annotation, biological process: autophagy of mitochondrion.
UUAUUCGUUUAUUGAGAGACCUCAUUUUAGUUCUGAGUGUUUUUUGAAUCUUUAAUUUUAUAUGUUUCCAUGAUAAAAAUUGUGAUAUUAUAUUAGUAAAACAUUUAUUGUAGCUGCAUUGUCUGUCAUUCGUAUCGUGUACAGAACCAAUUCGCGAAUAUCUGCCCGAACAAUUCCUAUCGCAAAAAAAAAAAAUCAGAAAAACAUCAGAUUAAAGUGAAGGCAAAAACAUAUAAUACCAUUGGUUAUCAAACGGGGAAAAGCGUAUAAUUUUAUACAAUGGGUGUUUGUUUAGCAGUUACUAAAGUCAUUGGUACCACCACGUUGGGUAUCUAUACCGGUAUCAUUACUUCAAAUAUCACCAAUUAUGAUAUUUUAAUCCAUGUUUUACAAAGUACAUCAAUUUCAAAUUUUAAUGAAUUUAAUUCAAAUUUAAAGUCUAAAUUACAAAAAAAUAGUAUCUUGUUGGGAUUAAUAGGUGGUGUAUCAUCUUUAGCGUUCCAGUUAAGUUAUUUUAAGGCACCAUUAAGAUCUAAACAUCCUUAUUUAAUUUAUGCUUCAUUGGUCUUGCCUCUAAGUUCAAUAAUUUAUGGGAUUUUAACAAGAGGUGAAUUAAUUAAAUAUUUUAAAUUGGAUGAAGUUAUUAAUAGUUUUAAACAAAGUGAAGAUGGAUCUAAUGUGAAGAAAGUUAAAGAAAAUGUUCGUUCAGAAUUGGAUAAUUCAGUUUAUAAAGAUUUAGGAGAUGAUUCAAGUUCGAAUGAAGGUGGACAACAAGAGGAUGAUGAAAUUUCUAAAGAAGUUGAAAUUCAUUUAAACAAGACAUCAUUGGAACAAUUGUUGGGUAAGUUGAAUUUAGCUAAUAAGAUUGUUGGAGGUGUUAGUUUUAUUGGAUUUGUUAUUGCAAGUGUUGGUAUUUAUGGAGAUUUUUGAGCAAUAAGGAGUCAGUACUUUGAUUGAUAUAUUCUUUUAUGGUUAAUAUGGUAUAUAAAUGAUUUGAUAUUAUGAAGAGAUGAGUAGCUAUGAGUCACGAAUGAUAGAGUAGCUGUUCUAUCAUUAAUACCUGCAAUUGUACCAUCGUAUGUAAAUAUUCCAAAUGGAUUAUGCCACAUCUGUCACAUUGCGAUAAGCCGAUAAGCCUGUUCAGGGAUGAGGAAAGGGCUGGCCGUGGCGAUGGGUGAGCUAAGGAUUAAGUAUCUAUUAAGGUAUUAAGUAUACUAUAAUCUAUAUUCUCUAUUAUCUAUAAAGUAAACUAUUGUCUAUUAUCUAUAACUUGUUCUUGCUCUUUAUUAUUCAUUAACCAUUAACUAUGUCUA